UGUUGUACCCGGACACUUUUGGUAACGACAAUUGUGUGUGAGAACCUUUGCGGAACGCGGACGGUCGAAACAUAUUUUGGGCUUUAAAUGUCAUUCACAUAUUCAAGAAAAGCCGCGACUGCCCGCUGCUUUCUCGGUUAUAUGUUAGUGUGUUUUGGGAGAUAUUCGCACGUGUAGCAGGUUUGGGCGCGGCAGGAAGGAUGGCAGGUUUGGGGAAUCCAGGAAGAUGGAACCUAUUGGAUAUGCAGCAGAGCAGAAUAAUAUAACCAAUCUCCAUUUAUCAUCAUGUUUGAAAUCUACACAGCCCUAUAAAACAUAUAGAGGAUGCCAUUGCUAUGUCUUUUCUUAUUAUUCGUGGACGGUGUGUUUAGUGCAGAAACAAAUGAGUCAAUGUCAGUGAUGGAGGGAGAUUCCAUCACUCUACACACUAAUCUUACUGAAAUACAGCACAGUGACACAAUACUGUGGCUGUUUGGACCUAAAGACUCUCUCAUAUCUCAAAUAACAAGAAGGGAUGAUUUGACCUCAUUUUUUGUCACCGAUGAUGUGGAAUUCAGAGGCAGAUUGCAGGUGGAUCAAAAUACUGGAUCUCUCACCAUUAGAAACACAAGAAUCAAACACUCUGGACAAUAUAAAGUAACCAUCGCUAGGGAAAAGACUACAACCAAGAAAUUUAAUGUUACUGUAACUGGUGUAGUUGGUGAGACGGGUGGAGUGAAGUCAGUAUCAGUGACGGAGGGAGAUUCUGUCACGCUACAGAAUCAUGUUCCUGGAGUACAGAGAGACGAUCUGAUAGUGUGGAGGUUUGGAGAUAAAGGUGUCCUCCUUGCUAAAAUCGAUGUAGAAACCAAAGAGAUCUCAUUAAACGAUGCUGAUGAGAGAUUCAAAGGCAGACUUAAGUUGGAUCAGACUGGAUCUCUGACUAUCAUGAACACAAGAACUGAACACGCUGGAGUUUAUGAGCUACAGAUCAGAGGCCGCGAGAGCUCACAGCAAUUCCUUGUUUCUGUCAAGGCUGUUCCUGAUCCGGGUUGGUCUCCAGCUGCUAUAGUUGGGAUAGUGACUGCUGUUUUGUCGUUUCUAACUGCAUUUGUAGCUGGUGUUGUGAUUUACUAUCGCCGCAAGAUCUCUGACCUAAAAAUGCAUGUGGUUGAAGAGAAGUCAGUGGCCGAUGGAGAUUCUGUUACUCUAAAAACUGAUACUGAACUACAGAAAGUUGAUGAGAUACAGUGGUACUAUAUAGAAGACAACAAUCUCAUUGCUGAAAUCAGUGGAGCGACCAGAACAUGUGAUGGUGUUGAUGGAAGAUUCAGAAGCAAACUGGUGCUGGAUAAGAAGACUGGAGAUCUCACCAUCAAUAACAUCAUGCUUAAUCACUCUGGACUCUAUAAACUCAAGAUCAGCGGCAAAAACAAAAAGACCGAAAAGAGAUUCAUUCUUACCGUCAACAUGAGGACAGUGACAGCAAUCGUGGGAGAAGAUGUCCCUUUAAAUACAGAGAUUGAAGUACAAACUGAUGAUCUGUUACUGUGGACAUUCGGAGCUGAAAACAAUCUCGUUGUUAAAGCUGAUUCAGGAACGACUAGUAUUGGUGCGAGAUUCAGAGAGAGACUGGUGCUGGACAAGACAACUGGAUCUCUAAUCAUGAGAAACAUCACAACUGCAGACUCAGGACAUUUUAAACUGCAGAUCAUCAACAGCAAACAGAGUCGAUUCAAGAGAUUCAAUGUCACUGUUACUGAUUCCACAGAAAACAGAGUUGAUGAAUCACAUGGAUCGAUUGUACUGAAUCCGCUGUUGAAAGGAGGACAAGUUCAGUUUGAUAGACACACCAGUGACAGUCACUAAGUCAUUAACAGGUGUGCUCAACAACAUAUUUCUAAUUUUAUGAAAAGAAAGAAAUUAACCCAUGUGUUGUUGAAAUUUUUUGGUUUUAGAUGAACAGGGAAAUUUUUAUAAAACUCUUUCAUAAUUGACUCUUUCCUCAGCACUGUUAUUUAAGCUGCUGUGCACAGCCAGCAUAACCCCCAAGAAUAAUUCAAUAUAUUAAAAGAAAGAAUAAAGACACUGUUUUUAAACAACAACAAAACAUCUUUCUUUUUUUUAUCAACAUCUGAAAUGUUGGCAAGCUCCAAACAACAAAACAAAACCAAAAUCUGAGAAAUUAAAGACUUCAAAAGGCUUUUAUUUAAAACAAUCCAGAUCAGAUUCAGAAUGAUG
Molecule: messenger RNA, 2220 nt
Organism: Labeo rohita (rohu)
Lineage: Eukaryota; Metazoa; Chordata; Actinopteri; Cypriniformes; Cyprinidae
Exons: 7
Coding region: 325-1848 (507 amino acids)
Source: RefSeq, a predicted model, not a curated record